Molecule: messenger RNA, 833 nt
Organism: Glycine soja
Lineage: Eukaryota; Viridiplantae; Streptophyta; Magnoliopsida; Fabales; Fabaceae
Exons: 3
Coding region: 224-547 (107 amino acids)
Source: RefSeq, a predicted model, not a curated record
UUUCCGCCUUUCUUUUUCUUUUUUUUAACUGAAACCUUUCUGCUUUUGGGACGCUUCAACCCCAAUUGUUCAAAGCCCGAUCUAGUAUAUACCUAAAAUAUUUUAUCCUUUUCUUUUUUAAUUCUGAAAGGCUAAAACUGGUAGAAUAAGAGUUUAACGGAAAAUUGGGAUUUGGGUCAACAGCUAUAAACCCUAAUCAACUAACUACAAUUUGCGUUGCUAAAUGGAACAUCGGAACACAGAAUCAGAAGCUGGAGAUGUUUCUUCAGCCACAGCAGUUCUCCUUGGAGCUUUAGCUCCUGGUGUUAAUGGUCCUACAUGGAUUACUUUAAAGUCCUCUUUUUUAAUGCUGGGUCUCUGUCUUACUGUUAUGCUGGCCUUAGCAUUCUCUUCCAGUGAUUCAUGGUUGAUUUUCCAUGUUGCAUUCCUUGUUCUAAUUUGCCUCACCCUCUUCUUGCUUCUCAGCUGGUUUCUUGCACAAACUGGUUUAGUCUCUGUUGAACAUCAAAUGCGUGAGAUGGGCUUAGAGAACCUAAAGAGCAAAUGACUUUUUCUUAUAAGAUGCGUGAGAUGGGCUUAGAGAACCUAAAGAGCAAAUGACUUUUUCUUAUAAGAUGCGUGAGAUUGGGAGCUUUUCUGAGGAUACUCUUGAAAUGUUUGAGAAAUACUCUAUAGAAGUAGUUUUGGUUUAGCGUGUAAUAAAGAGGAUCUCAAUAUUCUUAGUCUCAAUACGUGUAAAUCUGAAACUUCUCAAAUCUCAAUAGAAGUAACUGGGCAGAUUAGAUGAACUGUGUUUAUCCUCAAUUAUAUGUAGUCAUUUUUAUCUUCUGUAA